UCUCUGCACGAAUUUAGUUUUCUCUGUGGCCUUACUACGGCGCAAGUGCCACUUACCUCCUCCAGGGGUUCAAGGGAUGACAGCAUGUUGGAAUUUUGCCUCGGCAGUCUUGUACGUGGUCUAAGGUGAGUUGACCUUUGCCGCGGGUCGUCGUUAGUACGUUUGAAAUCAGAAACGUGAGAGUGAUGGGUAGUGGCAAAAUUGCGACGGCGUUUAUGAGUCGAGGUACGUAUGGAGUAUAGUACCUCACGUGUGAAAAGUCGAGAACAUGCCCCGAUCGGACCUGACACGAAAGUGGGUCUCGUCUUCAGCUGUCGUGGGGGAGGUCCAUUAUUAAAUAAUUGAGGACGACGACUACGAUGAGCGUACAAACAAAACUUGCAUUUCACAAGUCUGGUCCCCGAGGAGACUCGAGUCGUCGUAAUCGACUUCAAGAAAUAGCCCAGAGCACCAUAAGCGCCAUUGAGAAUGGCACGGUCAUCAUUGCCAACGUCUCCCAUGAUCUAGCUGCCAAAGUCAACUUCUCCAAUCAUAACACUCGUUACUAUUCUCCAGAUUCUUUGCUGUCCACCUGGUCUAAUACACCACGUAACGCUGCGGACACGAAAUCUGAGGUAUCUAUCCUCGAGAUUUCCACACUUGAUGGCGCUAGAUCGUUGUUCAAUACCCUUUCAUCUCGUUCCCCGAGCUUCGGUCGGAUAGCAAUCUUGAACUUUGCGUCUGCUACACGACCCGGAGGUGGUUUCUUAAAUGGGGCACAGGCUCAAGAGGAGUCCAUAGCCAGAUCUUCCACGCUUUAUCCAUCUCUAUUGACGGACAGCGCCCAAAACUUCUACCGACUACAUACCCAUGAUAGAAAUGGAGGGUUUUAUCAUCACGCGAUGGUCUAUACACCUUCUGUCGUGAUCUUGAAGGAUGACGCAGGGAAUUGGGCGUCGCCUUUUGAAGUCGACGUUCUAACAAGCGCGGCUGUAAAUGCCGGCAAUGUGAGGAAGAAGAUUGUGGAUGAGUCAGAGCUAGCGGAGAUCGAGAAGCCCAUCGAAUUUGUCAUGAAAGAAAGGAUGGCGCGUAUUCUGUUCUUGUUCGAACAGCAGGGUGCCAAGAACCUCGUCUUGGGCAGUUUUGGAACGGGGGUGUUCCAGAACGAUGUCAAAGUUGUUGCGAGAAUUUGGGCAGAAUUAUUGACGGUGAAAGGUGCGCGAUACCGGCAUUCGUUUGAUCACGUAGUAUUCGCCAUCCUUGGGAAGGAUACCUUUACCACUUUCGAGCAGUCAUUCAAGAAGCAUUAUAGUACUGAUACAUAGACAUCUAUAACUGAAUAUUGGUAUUGGAAUGACCUCAGAUCAGCCUAGUGCUCGUCUGAACAAAUGGCAACAUUCACUCACUCAAUUUUGGCCCGUUACGUCCACACUCCACAUAUUUACACUCGAUGGAUCAAUGGCGCAACAUAGUCUCCUGCUUCAUGACUCAUCUAGAGAAGCGAGCUGCUGCGGCAGCCUGAAACGCAAUGAAUGCGUAACAUCAUGGAGCUUACACGAUGGAUGAUCCUUGACGUACACC
Suillus bovinus is the source of this 1560-nucleotide messenger RNA. RefSeq lists its product as uncharacterized. The record is from RefSeq and is a predicted model, not a curated record. Bases 360 to 1304 code for a protein of 314 amino acids. Lineage: Eukaryota; Fungi; Basidiomycota; Agaricomycetes; Boletales; Suillaceae. The transcript is spliced from 2 exons.